Molecule: messenger RNA, 2049 nt
Organism: Acanthamoeba castellanii str. Neff
Lineage: Eukaryota; Discosea; Longamoebia; Acanthamoebidae
Exons: 5
Coding region: 1-2049 (682 amino acids)
Source: RefSeq, a predicted model, not a curated record
AUGGACCAGAGGCGAUCUCGGCAGGUGGUGCGGGGUCAGCAGAAGAAGCUGAAGGACUCCAGGAAGUGGCGCUAUGUCGAGGUCGAGUGCAAGCGCGACGACAACGAGGAACGAAGCGCCUGGACGACUCCGUGCAACCGCAAGUGGAACUCUUUCCUCCGCCAGGCCGACCUCCGCCGUCGCAAGGUGGCGGUGGAAGGGCUCAUUCACGCCCUGCAGCAUGAGCGGCCAACGCUAACAUUUGAUUGGCUGGAGGGUGAGGGCGUGACUGCGGAGGAGCGCCUGAUUGAGCUGCGCCGGUGGAUCGCCGCCCAGCUGCGGCCGGUCAUGGCCCCACCAUCAACCCCACUGCCCGCGGGUUGCGAUCCGGUCGAGGCCCACGAAAGCGACGACGACGACGACGACGACGAACAAGACCACCAGAAGGAAUACAGUGAUGAUGGCGGAGAUGAUGAUGAAGAUGACGACGACAAUGGUGAAAGCAACGAAGAUGACGACCAGCCGAGCAGGAACCGGAAGGUGAAGUCGAAGGGCGAAGACCUGGAGCUGGAGGUGCAGGUGGCCACCCUCCGACUGGUCUCGGCGCUCGCCGUGCUCUGCACCUGCGCCCACGCCCACCUCCUCCUCGGCUGCCCCACCACCGCCACUCCAUCGGCUGCCACCGCGACCAGGGCGCCGCGCAACCCGAAGGGUAACCCCAAGGGCGGCAAGGCGGUGCCCGGCGUGAUGGAGGUGCUCCAUCGGGUGCUGACGUCGGACGCCGGCAACGCCGCGAAGCGGACCCGGCUGCGGGCGGAGGCCAUGUACGCGCUCGCGGUGGUCUGCUUCGUGCUCGAGGACCAGGCUGUGGCCCUGGAGACGUGCGCGACGCUGGCCGGGCUCUACCUGGGCGACGUCCGGCAAUUGGCCGCCAAAGACAACAGCGACGACGACGACGACGCUAAUGAUGACGACGAUGAUAGCGAUGAUGAAGAAGACGAAGAAGAGGCGAUCGAGGAUGACGAUGGCGAAGACGAUGACGAAGACGACGAUGAAUUCUCUAUUGAUGAUAACUUGGGCGCGCUGCUGGUCGGCAGCGGUAAGAGCGAGGCGGAAUACGCGGCCGCGCUGGGCACGAUCGCCUUCCUGCUGAGCCUGGUCGAUUCGGACAACGACGUGCGCGCCUUCAUCGGCAGCCACAAGGAGGCCCUCAUCAGCCUCUUCUUCCUCGCGGACCACCAGAGCAGCAGCCGUGGCUCCGACGUCGCCAGCUCGAGUCGGGUGCGCACGCACGCCGCCACCCUGCUCGGCGUUCUCUACCGCCUCAGCCGCGCCAACGACGACGGCGACAGCGACGGCGACGGCCUCGACGACGAUGACGAAGUGGAGGAGGUGGAUGAGCGCGAGAUGUCGUUCGAGGGCAAGCGGCGGUUCGUGGAGCUGUGCGAGGCGAGGGCGCGGAGCGGUACGAGCGGCCGCCGCACACGCGGUGGGCCGGAGCGCAAGUGGGCGCGGCGCGAGGCCAGUUUCUUCCGCGCGCUCGCCGCGGAGCUGCGGGCCGACGACUACCGCCGGCGGCUCCACCAGGCGGCCGACGCCGAUGAGCGGGAGGAGGCUGCACGGUGCAAUGAGAUCGUGCGGCGCGAGCGGCAUGCGAGCCGGAUCCUGACCGAUUUGCACUCCAACGAGCCGCACUCGUUCAAGAUCGAGGGCUGGCGUUGGGACCUGACCCUCGGGUUCCUGCGCAAGUACUUCCACCAGCACUUUGUGCACCUCUUCGGGGGUCGGCCAGAGUUCAGACGGGCCACCAAGCAAUUUUAUGAGUCUGGGGAACGGAGCUGGGUCUGGCCCCAGAUCUACGUGCGCAAGGUGAAUCGGGACACACUCAAGGGCAGGAGCACCCAGACCAAACGGUUCAGGAAGGAGGUGGAUCGGAACUGGACGAGGGGCAAUCGCGAGCGCUACCGGGGCAACGGCGAGUACCGCUACGACCUGCGACAGGCCGAGCAGCGCCGGGGCCGCGCCGUCGAGCGCGAAUGGCGUAUGGCCAACGAACGCGGUCUCUGGUGA